GAACCGGGAUUCGAACCCACAAUCAUAGAUUUCUGGCCUGCCAAAGGGACGCAACUCUGCACAACGAAUCGCGGCGCCUUAGACGACUGGGCCACCCGUGCCCCCUUCUGCACUUGGAAUUAUAGGAAUGUCUCUAUUGAAAUAUAAACAAUAAAUACGACAUGCAUCUGGCUGAAUGGCCUUUCGUUGUCUGUUUUAAGGAAGGCAAAUAAUGUAAGUCAGACCAAAUUCAACUCACGUGACUUGGAAGAAUCUGCCAAGUGAUUGAUUGCUUAAGAAUAUGUUUUGAACAAAAACAAUAUUUGUAUAUUUUUCAUUUCAUAAUACAUCAUCUACGAUCCCUUCAUACCGGGUACCCACAUGCCGCUGGGUGAAAAGAGGCAUCGUCACUCCACGGCUUUUUUCCGAGUCAAGUCUUCCUGAGAACACUCACCCAUCCAGCUUCUCUCCGCCGCCAACGUUGUUUAACCUCCCCUGAUCAGCAAAGCAUGUGCUCAACCGGGAAAAGUACUGACAGUUGAAAAUGAACUUGAAGCAUGCUUACCCUGUGGGAGUAGCGAUCAUUUUCAUUUGGAUUGGAGUCAGUUCUUAUUCGGGGAACUGGGCGAGUUUCGACGUCAGAGGAGGCUGGUAUUUGUACAAUGAUUCCAGGCUGUUUUGGGAUGAUGCCAGAGCAAGUUGUCUGUCGAUUGGAGCCGAUCUCAUCAGUAUCCACUCCCAGGCUGAAAAUGACUUUGUAUACGAGAAUAUUACGAGAAAUUGGAUUGCAAUUGGGGCAACAGACGCUGCAGAAGAGGGUACAUUUCUCUGGACUGACGGGUCUCCGAUGGAUUAUACAGACUGGCAAAGUGGUGAACCCAACAAUGCUCGCGGUGUGGAAGAUUGUGUUUUCAUGCAACCGUCUGACAAGGAAAAGGGAUGGAUUAGGGAACCUUCUGACAAGAGAAUGGGAUGGAAUGACGGUCGAUGUAGCUCUGACAUGACUGCUGCCUUCAUAUGCUAUCAAGAAGUCAGUUCUUAUUCGGGGAACUGGGCGAGUUUCGACGUCAGAGGAGGCUGGUAUUUGUACAAUGAUUCCAGGCUGUUUUGGGAUGAUGCCAGAGCAAGUUGUCUGUCGAUUGGAGCCGAUCUCAUCAGUAUCCACUCCCAGGCUGAAAAUGACUUUGUAUACGAGAAUAUUACGAGAAAUUGGAUUGCAAUUGGGGCAACAGACGCUGCAGAAGAGGGUACGUUUCUCUGGACUGACGGGUCUCCGAUGGAUUAUACAGACUGGCAAAGUGGUGAACCCAACAAUGCUCGCGGUGUGGAAGAUUGUGUUUUCAUGCAACCGUCUGACAAGGAAAAGGGAUGGAUUAGGGAACCUUCUGACAAGAGAAUGGGAUGGAAUGACGGUCGAUGUAGCUCUGACAUGACUGCUGCCUUCAUAUGCUAUCAAGAAGUCAGUUCUUAUUCGGGGAACUGGGCGAGUUUCGACGUCAGAGGAGGCUGGUAUUUGUACAAUGAUUCCAGGCUGUUUUGGGAUGAUGCCAGAGCAAGUUGUCUGUCGAUUGGAGCCGAUCUCAUCAGUAUCCACUCCCAGGCUGAAAAUGACUUUGUAUACGAGAAUAUUACGAGAAAUUGGAUUGCAAUUGGGGCAACAGACGCUGCAGAAGAGGGUACGUUUCUCUGGACUGACGGGUCUCCGAUGGAUUAUACAGACUGGCAAAGUGGUGAACCCAACAAUGCUCGCGGUGUGGAAGAUUGUGUUUUCAUGCAACCGUCUGACAAGGAAAAGGGAUGGAUUAGGGAACCUUCUGACAAGAGAAUGGGAUGGAAUGACGGUCGAUGUAGCUCUGACAUGACUGCUGCCUUCAUAUGCUAUCAAGAAGUCAGUUCUUAUUCGGGGAACUGGGCGAGUUUCGACGUCAGAGGAGGCUGGUAUUUGUACAAUGAUUCCAGGCUGUUUUGGGAUGAUGCCAGAGCAAGUUGUCUGUCGAUUGGAGCCGAUCUCAUCAGUAUCCACUCCCAGGCUGAAAAUGACUUUGUAUACGAGAAUAUUACGAGAAAUUGGAUUGCAAUUGGGGCAACAGACGCUGCAGAAGAGGGUACGUUUCUCUGGACUGACGGGUCUCCGAUGGAUUAUACAGACUGGCAAAGUGGUGAACCCAACAAUGCUCGCGGUGUGGAAGAUUGUGUUUUCAUGCAACCGUCUGACAAGGAAAAGGGAUGGAUUAGGGAACCUUCUGACAAGAGAAUGGGAUGGAAUGACGGUCCAUGUAGCUCUGACAUGACUGCUGCCUUCAUAUGCUAUCAAGAAGUCAGUUCUUAUUCGGGGAACUGGGCGAGUUUCGACGUCAGAGGAGGCUGGUAUUUGUACAAUGAUUCCAGGCUGUUUUGGGAUGAUGCCAGAGCAAGUUGUCUGUCGAUUGGAGCCGAUCUCAUCAGUAUCCACUCCCAGGCUGAAAAUGACUUUGUAUACGAGAAUAUUACGAGAAAUUGGAUUGCAAUUGGGGCAACAGACGCUGCAGAAGAGGGUACGUUUCUCUGGACUGACGGGUCUCCGAUGGAUUAUACAGACUGGCAAAGUGGUGAACCCAACAAUGCUCGCGGUGUGGAAGAUUGUGUUUUCAUGCAACCGUCUGACAAGGAAAAGGGAUGGAUUAGGGAACCUUCUGACAAGAGAAUGGGAUGGAAUGACGGUCCAUGUAGCUCUGACAUGACUGCUGCCUUCAUAUGCUAUCAAGAAGGUAACACUUGCAUUAUCUUCCUCAGUUCUUAUUCGGGGAAAUGGGCGAGUUUCGACGUCAGAGGAGGCUGGUAUUUGUACAAUGAUUCCAGGCUGUUUUGGGAUGAUGCCAGAGCAAGUUGUCUGUCGAUUGGAGCCGAUCUCAUCAGUAUCCACUCCCAGGCUGAAAAUGACUUUGUAUACGAGAAUAUUACGAGAAAUUGGAUUGCAAUUGGGGCAACAGACGCUGCAGAAGAGGGUACGUUUCUCUGGACUGACGGGUCUCCGAUGGAUUAUACAAACUGGCAAAGAGGUGACCCCAACAAUGCUCGCGGUGUGGAAGAUUGUGUUUUCAUGCAACCUUCUGACAAGAGAAUGGGAUGGAAUGACGGUCUAUGUAGCUCUGACAUGACUGCUGCCUUCAUAUGCUAUCAAGAAGGUAACACUUGCAUUAUCUUCCGUAAGUACAUGUGCAGACAUGUGCAACCAAUAAACAUCAUAAAUACCGAUCUGGUCACAUGGCUAUAGAUUUUAUUUCUUGAAGAUAUAUGCCAUAGCCGAUAUAUAGAGAACCCCAUUCAGUUAUCCUGAUUUUAAAGUUAUCCGUCAGUUAAAUUUAUGUAUUGUUUAUACAUUUGUUACAAAUGUUAUAUUUGGGAUAACACUUUCUCAGUAAAGAUUCUCGGUUUUUUUGUUUUUUUUGUGUGUGAGUUUUUGUUUUGUU
Haliotis rufescens (red abalone) is the source of this 3428-nucleotide messenger RNA. RefSeq names its product C-type mannose receptor 2-like. The transcript is spliced from 20 exons. The coding region runs from base 524 to 3232 and encodes 902 amino acids. NCBI's taxonomy places the organism in Eukaryota, Metazoa, Mollusca, Gastropoda, Lepetellida, Haliotidae. Gene Ontology annotation, molecular function: signaling receptor activity. The record is from RefSeq and is a predicted model, not a curated record.